AUGGAGCAUUUGCUUAGAGAUGGAAGGGAGCAGUUUUUGGAUCCAGAGUUCUGUAAGAAGCUGGCAAGAGCUUUUAAUUCUUCUAAAGGUCGCACUGGAAAACCAGCUGUGAAGUGGACAGAGGUCCAAAAUUGGUUCCAAAAUAACCAGCAACAGCAAACGGACCUCCCUAAAGAUGCUCCAGCCGAACCUGUGACAAAAGGACCUCCUGUUUCAGAGGCUGUUGAGGAUUCAAAAAUGCCAAAAGAUAAAAAGGAUUCAGAUCGCAGAAAGCUGGAAUUCGAGGCACAAUCAGCUUCAGACGGAGCAUGGUAUGACAUCGAGGAGUUUAUGGGACAUAGAUUUCUGGAUUCAGGAGAUGCAGAAGUUCGUGUUAGAUAUGUUGGAUUUGGACCUGAUGAGGAUGAAUGGGUAAAUGUGAUGAAAGCAGUCCGUAUACGGUCUAUUACUUUGGAAGAUUCUGAAUGUCACAAAGUUAAGGUUGGAGAUAUUGCACUGUGUUUCCAGGAGCGAAAAGAUAUAGCGAGAUAUUUUGAAGCUGAGAUCAUAGAGAUUCAGAGAAGGGUACAUGACAUGAGAGGUUGUAGAUGUCUUUUCACAAUCCGAUACACUCAUGAUAACAUGGAGGAAAAAGUCCGAUUGAGGAGAUUGUGUUUUCGGCCAAAUAUAUUAGCAGGAUCUCAAGAAACAGUCAAAAAGUAG
This is a messenger RNA of Oldenlandia corymbosa var. corymbosa, 702 nucleotides long. The record is from the annotation of a GenBank genome assembly. NCBI's taxonomy places the organism in Eukaryota, Viridiplantae, Streptophyta, Magnoliopsida, Gentianales, Rubiaceae.